Drosophila grimshawi is the source of this 2780-nucleotide messenger RNA. RefSeq names its product double-stranded RNA-specific editase Adar (gene Adar). Gene Ontology annotation, molecular function: tRNA-specific adenosine deaminase activity; double-stranded RNA binding; double-stranded RNA adenosine deaminase activity. The transcript has 12 exons. The record is from RefSeq and is a predicted model, not a curated record. The coding region runs from base 309 to 2336 and encodes 675 amino acids. Gene Ontology annotation, cellular component: nucleolus; cytoplasm. Gene Ontology annotation, biological process: RNA processing; adenosine to inosine editing. Lineage: Eukaryota; Metazoa; Arthropoda; Insecta; Diptera; Drosophilidae.
AUUUGCAUUGUGAUUUAGUUCGAUGCACUCCGCGGCAAAAACAGAAAAGUUGCAUUGCUUGUCGUCUAGGUCUGUGUGAUAUUUUUUUUGCCAUUUAUUUGUCGAGUGCAAUUCAAAGUAACAUGGAAAAGCAAAACAAAAAAAGUGAUGUAAAAAUCAAUAAUUAGAGCUCCAUCGAAAUACCAAGUAAGAAUUCACGAAAAAUUCAAGAGCGGACUCUUUCCUCUAUAAAAUUGCAGUAUUAGAAAACUACAGUUAAAAUUACAAAGAAACCAUCAAAGUACGUGCAAUUCCAAUUGGAAAAAAUCAUGCCAUACAGCGCCAAUAACAAUAUUGAGCAGCAUGUGGUGAAUUCAUCAACGGAGGAGAAUAUGAACGGCUACAAUCGGAAAUCACCCCAAAAACGGCGCUAUGAUAUGCCACAGUAUGCUGCGUCACCAAAAAAGAAAUUAUGCAAGGAGCGCGUACCACAACCGAAGAAUACAGUAGCAAUGCUGAAUGAAUUGCGGCAAGGACUGAUAUACAAAUUAGAGUCACAGACUGGUCCGGUGCAUGCACCGUUAUUUACGAUCUCCGUUGAGGUCGAUGGGCAAAAGUACAUGGGUCAAGGGCGCAGUAAAAAGGUAGCGCGUAUUGAAGCUGCAGCCACAGCGUUACGCAGUUUUAUACAAUUUAAAGACGGCGCAGUCUUAUCACCCCUGAAGCCUGCUGGCAACUUGGACUUUACCAGUGAUGAACAUCUGGAAAAUGGUAUUGAAAACGUGUCCAACGCAAAAUUAGUCGAACUUGUGAUGUUGAUGUUGCCUGAAAACAAAUCCAACCUUACCUCGCUUGAACAACCCACGUUGCGCCCACAAGUCUUUUGCAUGAGCCACAAUGCGUCAAAAAGCGCGAUAUCUGUCGAUGGACAGAAAAAAGUACCAGAUAAGGGCCCUGUUAUGUUAUUAUACGAGCUAUUUAAUGACGUUAAUUUUGAGUGCAUGAAUAUUGACGGCGCCCAAAACAACUGUCGCUUUAAAAUGACCGUCACUAUCAAUGAUAAAAAGUUUGAUGGUACUGGUCCCUCCAAGAAGCUAGCAAAAAAUGCAGCCGCCAAGGCAGCGCUUGCCUCGCUGUGCAAUAUCUCAUAUAGUCCAAUGAUGGCACCGCAGAAGAACGCACCGUUGCCCAUUGAUGACAAAUCGUCGUCAAUGGAAUUGCCGCAAAUACACGCAGAUACUAUCGGACGCUUAGUGUUGGAGAAAUUCAUGGAAGUUAUCAAAGGUCAGGAAGCGUACUCGCGACGAAAAGUGCUGGCCGGCAUUGUUAUGACAGACAACAUGAAUUUUUGCGAAGCCAAAGUUAUAUCGGUUUCGACGGGCACCAAGUGUGUCAGCGGUGAACACAUGAGUGUUAAUGGGGCUGUGCUUAAUGAUUCGCAUGCUGAAAUAGUGUCCAGGCGUUGCCUCCUAAAAUAUUUGUAUGCACAACUUGAUCUCCAGUGUAAUCAGGCAACAGCAUAUCAGUCGAUUUUCGUGAGGAAUACAGACGGGCAAUACCCUUAUAAACUAAAAUCCGGGGUACAUUUCCAUUUGUAUAUAAAUACAGCACCAUGUGGGGAUGCACGGAUAUUUAGUCCUCACGAAAACGACACUGGUGUUGAUAAGCAUCCAAAUAGGAAAGCACGCGGGCAAUUGCGUACGAAAAUCGAAUCGGGCGAAGGCACCAUACCUGUGAAAAGCAGCGAUGGCAUACAAACCUGGGAUGGUGUACUGCAGGGCCAGCGUUUGCUAACGAUGUCAUGUUCAGAUAAAAUUGCGCGCUGGAACAUUGUGGGUAUUCAGGGUUCGCUACUGUCUUCCAUUAUCGAGCCAGUGUACCUGCAUUCCAUUGUAUUGGGCAGUCUGCUGCAUCCAGAGCACAUGUAUCGCGCAGUGUGCGGCCGAAUUGAGAAAUCUAUACAAGGUCUACCACCUCCGUAUCAUUUAAACAAGCCUCGUCUGGCUCUGGUUACUUCUGCAGAACCGCGCAAUCAGGCAAAGGCUCCAAACUUCGGAAUAAAUUGGACCAUCGGUGAUACGGAAUUGGAGGUGGUAAAUUCUCUAACCGGGCGAACAAUUGGUGGUCAGGUGUCAAGGAUUACGAAACAAGCUUUCUUUGAUAAAUAUGGAUUUUUGAUGAAAAACUUGCCUGGCAUGCCAAAUCGCAAGGUCAUCAAGGACUACGGCGAAACAAAGGCGGAUGUCAAGGACUACCAGACGGCGAAGCAGGAGCUGUUUUCUGCAUUCAAACGAGAGGACCUUGGCAGUUGGUUAAAAAAGCCAAUUGAGCAAGACCAGUUUGGAAAUGUGGAAUGACUGCAUUCAACUCCACCAUCAACCGGAUACAUUUGUACCACAGCAAAUUUUUUAAAAAAAGACAGCAACAACGGCAAGCAAUUAAUAGAUUUAGAUAAUUUAGCUCAUAUAAAAACUUGCAAUUUAGACUGCAAUUUUAUUUUUGUCCAAUUAAAUCGAAACCAAUUAAUUUUAAUUAGUAACCUGCCGAUGAAGCAUCGGAACAACAACGACAGAGAUAUAGGUUCAAAUAUUGGAACGAAGAGAUUUUUCAGUAGAAUAUUUCUAGAAUAGAAUGUAGUUUUUAUGCUGGAUCUAAGUAAUGAAGUAUUAUGGCGUUUUACUUAAAAUAAUUGAUUUUACAUAAAUUAACUAAGACCUGUACCUAUUGAAGGCUACAUCAAUAACAUGACAUGACAAGUUUUUCGAAAUUAAAAUUUCAGGAAAAAUAACCACUUUGAGUUA